UCCGCCUCCACUACUAUAUAUACCACAUGCCAUUUACAUUAAUCCCACAACAACUUCCAAAACAAGCAUGGCUUCUUUCAAAUCUGCUCUUUCACUGAUGCUGCUUGCUGUACCUCUUCUUGUUAUGGUUGCCUCUGCGGGUAACUUCAACCAGGACUUUCAAAUUACAUGGGGAGAUGGCCGAGCCAAGAUACUCAACAAUGGCCAACUUCUUACUCUCACGCUCGACAAAGCCUCUGGCUCUGGUUUCGAAUCCAAAAAUGAAUAUCUCUUCGGCAAAAUCGAUAUGCAGCUCAAGCUUGUUGCUGGAAACUCUGCUGGAACUGUCACCGCCUACUAUUUACGCUCAGAAGGAUCAUUAUGGGAUGAAAUAGACUUUGAGUUCUUGGGAAACCUGAGUGGUGACCCUUACAUUCUUCACACCAAUGUGUUCACCCAAGGCAAAGGAAACAGAGAGCAACAAUUCUAUCUCUGGUUCGACCCAACCGCUGAUUUCCACACCUAUUCCAUUCUCUGGAAUCCACAGCGCAUUGUUUUCUCUGUGGAUGGAACUCCCAUUAGAGAGUUCAAGAACAUGGAAUCAAUUGGCAUUCCAUUCCCAAAGAACCAGCCAAUGAGAUUAACCUCUAGUCUCUGGAAUGCUGAUGAUUGGGCAACAAGGGGAGGGCUUGUGAAGACAGAUUGGAGCAAAGCUCCUUUCACUGCUUCCUACAGGAACUUCAAUGCCGACAAGGCUUGUAUUUGGUCAAGGACUAAAAAAACAUCUUCGUGCAGCUCGUCAUCGUCAUCGUCAAGUUCUAAAAUACCUGGUAAUGAAUGGCUCACAGAAGAUCUCGACACAACGAAGCAGGAGAGGCUGAGAUGGGUGCAGAAGAACUACAUGAUCUAUAAUUACUGCUCUGACAUUAAGAGAUUUCCCCAGGGACUCCCUACUGAAUGCAAGUCGUAAAAUGAUCACUUGAAUGUACGAUGAAUUCUUUGAUCUAUGCUUCUGCUGUAAACUACUCAGUUACUCAAGUUAUUUUGUAUCUAUACAUUAUACAUUUUAAUAUAAUUAAAUAUUUCAUA
Messenger RNA from Rosa rugosa (rugosa rose), 1068 nucleotides. RefSeq names its product probable xyloglucan endotransglucosylase/hydrolase protein 23. The transcript is spliced from 3 exons. Gene Ontology annotation, cellular component: apoplast; cell wall. The record is from RefSeq and is a predicted model, not a curated record. Lineage: Eukaryota; Viridiplantae; Streptophyta; Magnoliopsida; Rosales; Rosaceae. Gene Ontology annotation, biological process: cell wall biogenesis; xyloglucan metabolic process. Gene Ontology annotation, molecular function: hydrolase activity, hydrolyzing O-glycosyl compounds; xyloglucan:xyloglucosyl transferase activity. The coding region runs from base 68 to 949 and encodes 293 amino acids.